GGAGCCCCAGCCUGGGCCCUCCCCCUGUGAGGGUGUCCCCCAUGUGUCCCUGGAGACGUUGGGUCAGCUAGAGCUGUGGCUGCAGAAAGCCCAGAGGAGCCUGGUAGCUGGCGGAGCGGCGGCUUCCACCAUGCAGGACAGCGUUGAGCAGCAACUCCUCACCUGCCAGGAGAUGUUCCUGGAGAUGGAGCGCGGGGUUGCCAGCCUGUCGGUGUUGGACCAGCAGCAGGAUGAAGCGACGGAGCUGCUCUCUUCCAAACUGGAGCUCCUGAAGGCCAACCUGCUCUCCUUCCAGCAGCUGCUGCAGGACAGGCAGGGAGAGGAGAGAACCACCGGCCACAGAGAACCACAGCAACAGAAGUCGGUAGCUCAGCCAGAGUGCCCCCUGCCGUCUCAUCUGCAGUGCAGCAACAGUGUUCAGGAGAUCUUCUCCUCACAGAGAAACAAACUGCUCCGACAGAGCAGCCUGCAGCAGCAGAAGGAGUUGGAGCAGCAGCUGACUGAACAGAGAGGACUGACCCAGGCCAUCGCCCGGCAGGGCAGCAGAGCUCCACUCCACAGCCAGCUGUCGCAGCGGGGGCCUCCUGCUGAGGCUGAUAUGGAGGAGGACUCUGCUCAGAAGAAGUGGGACGGCCUUUACAGUGGGCUGCUGGCUCUGGAGGAGAGCUGGCUGCUUCCCCCCGCAGAGGUGACGGACUCAUCUAUGAGGCGUAGUGAUGGAACAGCAGGGCGCAUGAUUGGCUCACAAACCCUGAAAGAGCUCCGAACCCACAUCAGCCAUCUGAGACAGCUGGGACUCACAGCGGCAGAGUCUCAGGAUCAGGCUUCCCCUGCAGACGGCUUCUGUCAGAUGCUGGACGAGGGUUUGUUUCAUGUGUUGUAUGGUGUGUCCCUGGCCCUGUCCUCCAUCAACAACAUGCGGCACUCGCCUGCUGGGACGACACAUGAAGAAGACAUGCAGCGCAGGCUGCUGCAGCUGCAGAGUGUGUCAGCCGAGCUGGCUACGCUUGGCAGCGAGCUGGCCUCUCAGGGGGCAAAGGUCAGCCGGAUCCUGGGCUCAGCGUGUUGUCAGCAGUGUGUGGACGAUCUGUGUAGAAUACUUCCUGUGGUCCAGGCUGCACUGACCAGCAGAGCGGAGCAGAUCACAAUCUUGCAGGACGAUAUCGUAAAGCAACAGCUACAACUGAAUGAGUUGCAUGCAGCCUUCACUUCUAACCAAGCGACAGUUGAUCAAAUAAGUAAUGAAUUCAAUGGAACCCUGGACCUUAACAACCAGCUACAGGCUGUGGUUCAGAUGCAGGAGUCUCUGCAGCAGCAGGUGGAGCAGGUGAGCUCCAUACUGGAGGAGGCGGAGCGACGCAACGUGCCUGCCUCUCUCAUCCAGCAGGCCUCACAGCUGCAGGGUGAGCUGGACAGUUCUCUGGGUGGUGUUCGCUCCCGCUGUGAGGAGCUGAACAACAGUGUAGAGCUGCAGCAGCAGUAUGAGAGGCUGGUCCACAGCCUGGAGGAGCUGCUCGCUCUGGGUCCUGAACGCCUCGCACAGCCGCCUGACACGGAGCUCGGCAGCAGAACUCAGCUCCAGCAGCGGCUCAGCAGUCAUACGAAGUUCUUCCAGUUCCUGGGCCAUCAUUUUAGUAUCCUGCAGUACCUGAGCCAGAGAGUCCCAGAGAGCGCCCUCCAGAGGUGGGAGGCUGUAGUGAUGGGCCUGCAGGAUGAGGUGGCCCGACUGCAGCAGCAUGGACUGGAGAAAGGGAUCAUGAUGCAGGAAACGUUACAGGUGUGGUCACAGUGGGAGGAGGACAGCGCCUGGUCAGAUUCCCUGCUCAGAGCCAUUGAGACUUCAUUUCCCAAGAUGCACGAGUGGGGUAAUUCUGAGGAGCAGAUUUCGGAGAAGCUCUCUGUCUACCAGGAGCUGCGUGGCGUUCUGGAGGGGAACAAAGCGCGGUUCAGUGGGAUGCUGGAGGCGGGGCUCUGGCUGCAGGGGGCAGGCUUUAGAGCAGUGGUUGUGUCCACCAGCCAGCUGGAGGCCCGCUGGAGAGCGCUGCACAGGAAGGUGGAGCAGCAACGCACCAACGCAGACAGGAACAGGAAGCUGAGCUACAGUUUUUUUCGUGACUCUGCGGUACUGGCUGACUGGAUGGGUGGGGCCAGGGAGCUGAUUGACAGAUGCAGUCAGCUCUCAGCUGAGGAGGAGAUGGAUGCCGAACAGAGGCGUGAUCACUACCUCCAGUUUGUGGCCUUGACCAACGAGUUGAAUGCCAAAUGUGGACUGAAGGUGGCUGUGAUCAGUGCUGGAACCCAGCUGGUCCAGCUGAGUGAAGAGGAAGGAGACUCUGACAGAAAUCCAGAGGACAUAACGACUUCACUAUCUCAGACUUCAGAGCCAGAUCUGUGCUCCAUCCCGUCCCAGCUCAGACAAAUAGAGCGGGACUGGUCUAGUCUGCUGGCCCAUGUUCCUGUCGUCCAACAAGCCCUGCAUAAGCGAUGGAUGGAGACGUUGAGCCAGCAGGGGGCGCUGCUGGAGCUGCAGGCCUGGCUGGGAGCGGCGGAGUCCAGGCUGGAGGAGCAUUGCAGCAGAAUCAACCAAAGCUCCUCCACCAACACUGAUCUGAGUCAGCUCCUGACAUACUGCAAGGAGAUUUUGACAGCGAUGUCAGCCCAUCAGGCCACACUGGACUAUGUGAGCCAGCCGUUACAGACAUGCAGUACUGAGGAGGGUCAGAGGAGGCGCUAUGAACACAUGCAUUGUGCAGAGGAUCAGGGCCGUUUCCAGCAUCAGUGGCUCAGUCUGCAGCAAACCCUCAACUCUCAGAUGCAGGAGGUGGAGCAGGAGCUGAGGAGCAGAGCGGAGCAGGAGGUCCAGCUGCAGCAGAUCCACAGCUGGAUCACACAUCACAACCUCUGGAUGGACUCAGCUCAGACACCCAGCAGCCAAACGGAGCUGCGAAGCAGCAUCAACACCUGCCAGGGUCUUGAGGAAAAGAUCAGGCAGAAGUCUGCAGCUCUUCAGGAGUUGAGAGACAAAAUUGAUGGCGGCCGCUGUGGUUUCAUCUCUCAGACAGAUAAAUGCAUCCAGGCCUGCGCUGCUCUCACACUACAGCAUGACUCAGUAAAACAGAGGCUGGUUCAGGCCCAGCAGCUGUGGGAUAGUUUGGAGAAGCGACUGCAUCAGAUGAUGCUGAAAACAGUGAGAAUAUCUCAGACUCUUGAUUAUCACAUCAGUCCUCAGCUCUUCCUGCAGGCACACAGAGAGCGCCAUGAAAAGCUGCAGCUUCUUCAUGCGGAGACAGAAGCCUCAGGGGCAGAGUGGGACCAACUGAGUCAAACCGCCUCGUCCCUCAGAGACAUCAUCAGUCCUGCUGCUGUCACCCUCCUCAUGCAGCAGCUGGACAGACAGAGAGACAGUUGGAGUGUGGUGUGUGGAGCGGUGGACCAGCAGCUCCAGAGGAGUCGGGGCAUCCUGCAGGUGUGGGAGCUCUACGACCGGCUGGCUGCGUCUCUCUGCCAGCGGCUGCGGACACUGCAGGGUGACAUCAGGUCAGCGCUGAGCGGGGCGCCUGCAGACCAUAACACCCUGGAGCAGCUCGCUGUCAAGAUACACAAUGUUCAGAGUGUCCUGGAGAGAACGGGCGCUCUGCAGUCGGACCUUCAGGCUGUGCUGGAGGCCUCCAAGGACGUCAGUGGCCACCUGGAACCUUCAGCUGCCAGUCUUGUCCAAUCAGAGAGCCGGCUGCUGUCCCGUGGUGUUCAGCAGCUCAGCCAGACGGUGACAGGGAAGCUGGGUCAGCUGCAGGAGGAGCUCCAGCGUCUGCAGGAGUUUGAAAGCGUCCUGGAGUCACUGGAGGGAAACCUGGAGCUUUGGCAGGCGCGUCUGCACGCUGUGGAUCGGACAGCAGACAAGUCUUGCCUCCUGGAGCUGAGUGGCCUGACUGCUGACCUGGAUGUGCUGAAUGAGCAGAGCUGCAGCCUGACGCUGGGCGACGCUGCAGCACGCCGCCUGCAACGCCUCAACCACAGCUGGGCCGACGCCUCCGCCAGAGCUGAGGAGGCCUGCAGCGAACUGCAGACGGAGGCACUGAGGUGGCAGAGCUUUGAGCAGAAGUGUGAGAGCUGGAUGUCUUUCCUGCAGAGGAUGGAGGACAGCCUGGCUGUGGAUGUGGCCGGCUCCUACAUUGGCCUCAGACAGCAGCUCUGCACACACAAGCGGUUUCAGGCAGAGCUGUCCACCGGUCACCAGAUCCUUCAUUCCGUGGUCACUGAAGCCCUUCAUCUUCUGCAGAAAGGAGAGGUGGAGGACAGGAGUGACUUCCUCCUGAAGCUGGCCCAGCUCAGGGAGCACUGGCAGGGGGCGGUGCAGCGGGCGGACCAGCGGCGCUCCCUCGUGGAGGGGCUGGUGAAACACUGGCACCUGUACGGCCGCAGCCUGAGGAAGCUGCAGAGGUUCUUGUCGGAGACAAAGACCAUCCUCCCCCCAGCCGGACCGGCCCGCUGUAGCCUGCAGCAGCUGCCACGCUCCCUCCGGGACCUCCAGCACGCAGAGCUGUUGUUCCAGAGGUAUCAGUGCAGUUUCAUUCAGACUCUGGAAGUCGGCCGGCAGCUCUUCUCCAUGGGGGACGAGGAGACCCAGACUCGGCUGCAGACGGAGCUGGGAUCCCUGCAUGAGGAGUGGGACAACAUCCACAGCUUGCUGGGCCGGAGGACGGAACUCACCGAGACGAUCGUCAAGAACUGGGAGCGCUGCGAGGCUGGGCUAGCAGGCAGCAUGCUGCAGCUGAAGGAACUGAAGAACAGACUGAACCAGUCGAUGCCAGAGUUUGACGAUGAGCUGCAGAGUGCCGAGAAAUACAACAAGGAGAACGAGGACUCCCUGGAUGACUGGGCUGAGAGCCUGACAGAGCUGGGUACCAUGAAGACGGAUCUGUCCCAGUACAUCAUUGCGGACGACGUCCUGCUGCUGCAGGAGCAGGCGGAGCACCUGCACUGUCAGUGGGAGGAACUCUGCCUCAAGGUGUCUCUGCGUAAACAGGAGAUCGCAGAUCGUCUGAACGCGUGGAUCAUCUUCAAUGAGAAGAACAAGGAGCUGUGUGAGUGGCUGACGCAGAUGGAGAACAAGGUGGCGCACAACUCUGACCUGAACAUCGAGGAGAUGGUGGAGAAACUCAAGAAGGACUGCAUGGAGGAGAUCAACCUGUUCAGUGAGAAUAAAACCCAUUUGAAGCAGCUCGGAGAACAACUCAUUACAGCCAGCAACAAGACGAAAGAAACGGAGAUCAACGACAAGCUCAAGGACGUCAACGACCGCUGGCAGCAUCUGUUUGACCACAUAGAGACCAGAGUGAGGAAGCUAAAGGAGACGCUGGUGACGGUGCAGCAGCUGGAUAAGAACAUGAGCAACCUGCGGACAUGGCUGUCUCGCAUCGAGGCAGAGCUGGCCAAGCCGCUGGUCUACAACGUCUGCCACAGUGACGAGAUCCAGAGGAAACUAGCUGAGCAGCAGGAUCUGCAGCGGGACAUCGAGCAGCACACGGAGAGCGUGGCGUCAGUGCUGACGCUCUGCGACAUCCUGCUCCACGACGCCGACGCCUGCGGCAGUGACUCAGAGAACGACUCAAUCCAGCAGACCACCCGCAGCCUGGACCGCCGCUGGAGGAACAUCUGCGCCAUGUCCAUGGAGAGGAGGAUGAGGAUUGAGGAGACCUGGCGUCUCUGGUGUAAGUUCCUGGACGACUUCUCUCGCUUUGAAGACUGGCUGAAGACGGCUGAGCUGACCGCAGCCAGUCCGGACUCUGCGGACGCCCUGUACACCAGCGCCAAGGAGGAGCUCAAGAAGUUCGAGGCGUUCCAGCGGCAGGUUCAUGAGCGUCUGACUCAGCUGGAGCUGGUCAACAAGCAGUACCGCCGCCUGGCCCGGGAGAACCGAACCGACGCCGCCAGCAAGCUCAAAGUCACGGUGCACGAGGGGAACCAGAGGUGGGAUGUCCUGCAGAAGAGGGUUGCUUCUGUUCUCCGCAGACUCAAGCACUUUACCUCUCAGAGAGAAGACUUUGAGGGAACUCGGGAGGCGAUCCUGGUCUGGCUGACGGAGAUGGACCUCCAGCUCACCAACGUGGAGCACUUCUCCGAGAGCGACGUCGAAGACAAGAUGAGACAACUGAACGGCUUCCAGCAGGAAAUCACCCUGAACACCAACAAAAUCGACGCCCUGAUCGUGUUCGGAGAGAACCUGAUCCAGAAGAGCGCUCCCUUGGAUGCCGUGCUGAUCGAGGACGAGCUGGAGGAGCUGCACUCGUACUGCCAGGAGGUGUUUGGCAGAGUGGCCCGCUUCCACCACCGCCUCGUCCACAGACACCCCGUUCUGGAGGAGGAGAGGGAACUGUCAGACUUGGACGACUCCCCUGAUCUGACCAACAGGACGUCCUGGGGGGAGGUGAGGAAGAUUGAGGAGGAAGCGGAGGGCCCAGCAGUUGGCGGAGUGUCAGCUGGACUGCAGGUCAUGUGCCACCUCCUGGCCCCCCCUCUGGAGCGGUCGGGACGAGAGACCCCCAUCAGCGUGGACUCCAUCCCGCUGGAGUGGGACCACACGGUGGACGUGGGAGGAUCGUCGUCACACGAGGACGACGAGGAGGCCACUUUCUUCAGCGCUCUGUCAGUGAAGUCAGUGACCGACCCACCCAACUGGCACCAGCCCUCUCCAGAGAGGAAACGAGUACCCCGAGAAAUCCUCCGGGGCCUGAGCUCGUCUCCCACAGACACCAGCAGUACUCCCUUCCACCAGCAGGGCUACGCUAAGCUGAUGUCGGAAUGCAGCGGCAGCAUCAGCAACGUGAAGCGAGUACAGCGGAUCCUGAACGACGACGAGGAGCCGGAGGAUCCGGGUCUGACCAGCAGCACGGCCGACAAGCAGACCAGCACAGGUGUGAUCGAGCGGUGGGAGCUGCAGAGGUUCAAUGACGAGACGGACGUCAAGCGGGACCUGGAGCAGUGGCAGAAGCUGAACUCUGACCUCUGCGAUGUCACUUCCUGGUUGGGCAGGGUGCUGCCAGAGCUGGAGAGGCUACAGCAGAUCGCACCAUCCACCGGCAUCCAAGACAUCGAAGCCAACAUCGGGAAACUGAAGGAGAUGCAGAAGACCUUCAACAGCUACAAGUGCCUGAUGAUCUCCGCCAACCUGAGCAGCCGUCACUUCCCACCGGGCGACGGUGCCGAGCUGCGGGAGCUGCACGAGGCCCUCAGCUCGGCCAAUCAGAGCUGGCAGCAGGCGUGCAGUGGCCUGGAAAGCUGGGAGAGGAGGCUGCACCAGGCGCUCAUGCACUGUCAGGAGUUUCACAAGACGCUGCACUCCAUGCUGUUGUGGCUUGCUCGGGCCGAGAGCAAACUCAGUGCCGUAAACGUCGGCGACCGCCAGGUGCCCCGCUCCACCCUGCUGGAGCAUCAAGACACGCUGACGGCUCUGCGAGAGGAGCUGCGCAGCCGGCGGCACCGAAUCUCCUCCCUGCGGGACAUCGGCUCUCGGCUCCUGCCGGAGGACGCCGCAGAAGAAGAACACGAGGCCGUGGAGAAGGUCCGCGUCGUCGCCUGCAAACUGCAGCUGUUGCUGCGCCGGGCGGCUGCCGACCUGCGCACGCUGCAGGGGAGACUGGAGGAGGAGGAGGAUGGCGACGACACAGACGCCACAGUUGGACAAGCGGCGACCGGCAGGGAGGAGAGGUGCCGUUCUUCCCCGCGGGGCCAGACCUUCUUCCGCCGGGUUCUACGCGCCGCCUUCCCCCUGCACCUGCUCUUCUUCACCCUGCUGGUUCUGACUGGCCUGCUGCCCAUGUCCGAAGACCACCGCAGCUGUACGCUGUCCAACAACUUGGCCCGCUCCUUCUACCCCACGCUCCGCUACAUCGACGGCCCUCCGCCAACGUGAAAAAACAAGCGCCCGUCUUGUAUUUUUUGGACUCCGUGCUUUUGCCCUACUUCAAAAUGUAUUUAUUCUUUGUUUCUUGACUUCCGCG
Messenger RNA from Perca flavescens (yellow perch), 8000 nucleotides. RefSeq names its product nesprin-2. Lineage: Eukaryota; Metazoa; Chordata; Actinopteri; Perciformes; Percidae. Gene Ontology annotation, molecular function: protein binding. The record is from RefSeq and is a predicted model, not a curated record. Bases 131 to 7912 code for a protein of 2593 amino acids. The transcript has 49 exons. Gene Ontology annotation, cellular component: membrane.